Molecule: messenger RNA, 726 nt
Organism: Drosophila novamexicana
Lineage: Eukaryota; Metazoa; Arthropoda; Insecta; Diptera; Drosophilidae
Product: transmembrane protein 186
Exons: 2
Coding region: 72-707 (211 amino acids)
Cellular component (GO): mitochondrion
Source: RefSeq, a predicted model, not a curated record
UUAUCGCCAUUUUGAGUCAAACGUGCCAUGCUCAACAGUGAGCGCAGUGUUUAUCUAACAGUCACACAACAAUGCUGCAACGAUUGUGCAGGCCACAAAUUCUCAAAUUUCCACUGUCAUAUUGUGUGGGGAGCAGUCGGCGAUAUGCAUCAACACAAGCUGUCACACAACCUGUAACGUCAACAACAACAACAACGAAAACAGGGAAAUCAUCUGCUUUGGAUGCCGGCUUUACGGAAUGGCGCCCCAUCUAUAGAUUGCCAUUAAUACGUCUAGUAGCUGCCUUUAAUAGGCUCAAGAUCUAUCAGGCUUUUGUCACAGUGGCUGGAACGCCGGUGGCCAUUGCCCUGGAGAGUGCUGGUCAAGUGUCAGGUGAUGUGCUGGGCAUUUAUGCAGCCAUUGGUGUUUCGGGUCUGAUGACGCUCUCACUGGCCAGCUAUGUGUCCACCAAUAUAAUUGGUUUCAUCUACAUCAACGAUCAUCAGGAUCAGUUGAAGCUGGCCUAUGUGGACUUCUGGGGACGCCGCAAGGAACUGCUGGUCGAUAUUGAAGAUUUGCUACCGGACUGGGAGCCAAAGAGCCGCAGGCGUCUUGGCUUUUAUCAACCAAUUUGCCUGCGUACCGAUAAGAAGCAGCGUUACAAGUUGCUCCAUCGUUUCGGGGUCAUCACUGAUCCGCUUUUAUUUGAGGGUCUGUUUGGGCAAUAAUAUUUGCUUAUAGUUAUUU